Rotaria sp. Silwood1 is the source of this 3981-nucleotide messenger RNA. Lineage: Eukaryota; Metazoa; Rotifera; Eurotatoria; Philodinida; Philodinidae. The record is from the annotation of a GenBank genome assembly.
AUGAAACAAACGAAUGAAAAUAUUUCAACAACAACCUCUGAUUUUACACAAUGUAAUGGUCAUCAAGAUGAUUUAAUAAAAAUUCGUAAAGAUUCUGAUAAUGAUGAUGCAGCAACAAAUAUAAGUUCAUCAUCAUCAUCAAAUAUAAAUAAUAGUGGAUUAGUAUCAUCUGUACCAACAAAUACAAAUGAACUUAUUGUUGUACCUGAAUCAUCAUUCAAUAUUCGUAUACAAUCACCUGGUUUAGAUACAUUUGAGUUACCAGUAACAUCAAGUGAACUUGUGCAAGAAAUUCAUCAAGUUCUAAUGGACAAAGAAGAAACAUGUCAUAGAACAUGUUUUUCAUUACAACUCGAUGGAAUUGUUUUAGAUAAUUUUACCGAAUUAAAAAAUAUUGAAAAUUUAAAAGAAGGAAGUUUAUUAAAAGUUAUUGAAGAACAAUAUACUGUACGCGAAGUACGAAUUCAUGUAAGACAUAUUAAUGAAUUAAUACAUUCAUGUGAUUCAAUUGAUUUAUAUAAUGGUAAUAAUGGUUAUUCAUUAUGUAUGGUUAAUGAUAUAACAAACGGAGAUAUUGUAUCGAAUAGUGAUCGAAAAAAGGCUGCAGAAACAAAUGGAUUUGAUUUUAAUGUACCGGAAUAUCUUUUACCAAAUCAAAAAGAUAUUCUUCUUACACCUUUAUUUACAACAAAUAAUAAAAGUCGACCAUUACAAUGUUUAAAAGUAUUAUCAUAUAGUGGUUGGAAUCCACCGAAUGGUUCAAGAAAAUUACACGGUGAUCUUAUGUAUUUACAAGUAACAACAUGUGAAGAAAAGUCAUUUCAUAUAACAGCUUGUACAAAAGGUUUUUAUGUUAGUCAAACAACGGAUGAAAAAUUCAUACCUAAACCGGUGCAACCGAAAUCCAUAUUUCAUUCACUUGUUGAUUUAUUAAAUAAUAUUAGUCCAUUAUUUAAAAAAAAUUUUGCUGCUAUUCAACGUAAACGUUGUACAAAACAUCCAUUUGAACGAAUACAAAUUCCAACUCAAAUUCAUCCAUGGUUAUCACCACGUUUUGAUCAUACAGUUGAUUUUUUUCGAGCAGAAGAUGCAAAUAUUAAUAAACUUGGACAUGAAGAUCAUAUACCUGGUCAAGUACGUGAUUGGAAUGAAGAAUUACAAAUAACAAAAGAAUUACCAAAAAAAACUUUACCUGAAAGACUUAUUCGCGAACGUGCUAUGUUUAAAGUACAUAGUGAUUUUGUUUCAGCUGCUAUUCGAGGAUGUCAAGCGGUUGUAGAUGGUAAUAUUAUGGCUAUUAAUCCUGGUGAAGAAUCAAAAGUUCAUAUGUAUAUUUGGAACAAUAUGUUCUUCAGUCUUGGUUUUGAUGUUAAAGAACAUUAUAAAGAUUUUGGUGGUGAUGCUGCUGCUCAUGCUGCACCAACAAAUGAUUUACAAGGUGUUCGUGCUCUUAACACAAUUGACAUAGAAGGAUUACAUACAUUAGGUACUGCUGUUGUUGAUUAUCGUGGUAUGCGUGUUACUGCUCAAACUAUUGUACCUGGUAUUUUGGAAAAAGAACAAGAACAAAGUGUUGUAUAUGGUUCGACUGAUUUUGGUAAAACUUGUGCAACGAAUGAAAAAUAUAAAGAAUUAUUGGAAAAAGUUUCAACUAUGCUUAAAAUUAAACCACAUUCAAUAAAAACAGAAAAAGGUGAUGUCGUUGAAUUAUUAACAGCUGUUGAAUGCAAAGGUAUUGUUGGUAAUGAUGGACGACAUUAUUUAUUAGAUUUAUUACGUAUGAUGCCACCUGAUUUGAAUUAUUUAUCAGUUGAUGUUGAACAUAUUUCACCAGCUAUGAAAGAACUUGAUUAUCCAAGAACAUAUAAACAUCGAUUAUGUUGUUUAAGACAAGAAUUAAUUGAUGCUUUUAUUGAACAAAAAUAUGUUGAUUUCUAUCGUUCAAUUGCACUUAAUUUAUCUAAAUUACGAUCAACAGAAUCAUCUACAGCAAAUGAUACAACUCAACAAACAAAUGUUGAAGAAGCUAAACGUAUUGUUAAUGAAAUCAGCGUUGAAGAUAAUAGUCGUGAAAUAAUUCAAUCUGCAUGUCGUUCAAUAGGAUCAGUUAAAGACAAUGAAUUUGAUGUUCGUUUUAAUCCUGAUCUAUUUCAACCACAUGUAACAUUAAAUCAAUCGCCUGCAGAAACAACAGCUGAUAUAAAAUUAUUAAAAGAAGCUGCAGAAUAUUUAGUAUUAAAACAAAUUCCAUUGAUGAUACAAGACUUUCAAGAUCAUUCAGCUGUACCAGUCGAUGGUGAAAGUCUAUCAGAAGCUAUGCAUUCAAGAGGAAUUAAUAUUCGUUAUCUUGGUCGAGUAGUUCAAAUUCUUAAUCAACAAUCAUCACUAUUUUAUCUUUAUGAUAUUUCUGUAACAGAAAUUCUUUGUCGAAGUGCAAAACAUAUUUUUCGUAAUUAUAUACAAUCCGUACCACUUCAUUUAUUAUCAUUUUCAAUAAGUCAUUUUCUAAAUUGUUUCCUAACAAUUAUAACUUCACCAUCAUCUGAAUAUCUAUCCGAUGAGUUUUUAUCAUCAUCAUCAUCUUCAACAUUAACAAAUAAUGGUACAACGAAUACAAAUUCAUCAUUAGCAAAUUUAACGAAUUCUUCAUCUCAAAAAACUACUAAUAAAAAAAAGAAUAAAAAACAUCAACAACGUAAACAAAAUCCAUUUAUGCGAAAUGAAUCAUUAGACUUUUUAUCAUUAACAUCCAAAACGUUUUGGUUACAAUUAACAAAUGAAGCUAAAGCAAGAUAUAAUUUUGAUUUGAACUGUGAUGAUAUUGAAAAUUUUCUUGAAAAAUACAAUGCUCGUCGUACAUGUAUUUUACGUUCAUUUUGUUCAAAAACUGGUUUACAAUUAUCUAUGCGUGAAUAUCAGUUUGAUGUAACAAAUAAAUCAACUCGUACAAAUAAUGAAUGUUUUAAUGAAGAAGAUGUUAUUAAUAUUUAUCCUUUAAUUAAACAAGUUCCUCCAAAACCAAGUGAUGCUUAUCAAUUUUUUACAACUGGUCAACAAAAAAUUCAACAAGGUUUACUUCGUGAAGGUUUUGAAUUGAUAUCAGAAGCUCAUAAUUUAUUAAAUAAUGUUUAUGGACCUAUGCAUCCAGAAAUUAGUAUGUGUUUAAGAUUAUUAGCAAGAUUGAAUUAUAUAAUGGGUGAUUAUCAAGAAGCACUUUAUACACAACAUAAAGCUGUUAUGAUGUCUGAACGUGUAUUAGGUAUUGAUCAUCCUCAAACAGCAACUGAAUAUAUUCAUAUGGCACUUUAUUCAUUUGCAAAUGGUCAUUCAAUAAAUGCUUCGAAAUUACUUUGCCGUGCUAGAUAUAUUAUUUUAGCAUGUUGUGGAGAAAAUCAUCCACAAAUUAGUUUAAUUGAUAGCAAUCUUGGAUUAAUCUUACAAUCAUACGGAGAUUAUGAAAAUGCAUUGAAAUUUAUGGAAAAAUCACUUGAAUUAAAUAAGAAAUUUUAUGGCUUAAAAAGUCUUAAAGUAGCAUUAUCUCAUCAUCUUUGUGCACGUAUUCAAUCAUGUCGCGGUGAUUUUCGAUCAGCAUUAAACAGUGAGCGUGAAGCUUAUCAAAUAUAUAAAUUACAACUUGGUGAUGAACAUGAACGAACACGUGAAAGUGCUCAAGUACUUCAACAUUUAACUGAACAAGCUGUUGUUUUACAAAAACGAAUGAAUGAUGUUGUUAAAGGACAAUUACUUAUGAUACCAAGCAUAACUAUUCAACAACCAAGUUUUCAAAAUGUUUUGGAAAUGCUUAAUGUUGUUAAUGGUAUUUUAUUUAUACAAAUUCGUGAAAAAGAUCUUGAUUUAUUACGUGAAGAAUUAGCUAAACAAUCAAUUGAUGAUCAACAACAAAUAUCAACAUCUUCGAUUAAAACAAUAUCAGAAGCUGCUGAACAAGCAGCAGCAUUAAUGAAUAAUGAAGUUGAUUAA